CGUUGCGUUAUCAUUGCACCAAGACAGAAACAGAACGUCAGCCAUUUUGUUUUCACUUUGGCGACAAAAUGUUGAAAGUUUAUGGUUGAUUUGUGACCUUUAUGAGUGAACAAUCAAUGUGUGAGUUCAUAUAGAGCAGGGGUAAGCUGGUUUAUGUAUGGUUGUUGAUUAAAGGGAGGGAUAUAAUGCAAUUUGAGUGAAAAAAAACAGUAAAGAACGUGCCGUGAAUGUGAUGAUUUUGACCUCCAACUCCGUAGUCAUGGUAUGGUAGUGUUACUAUAAAUACCAUAGAGCAAGGCCUAUGCUAAUACAUAUACUAGCAUUGUAAACAACGUGUAUUCAUUUGUACAUCGUUCGUAGGCUGACAUGACCCUGGUUGAACUGACCGAGUCACAAGUUAAAGAAGCAAUAACAUGGAUGAAACAUAAUGAAGAACCAAAGGCAAUGUUAUUUGAGUACAUGGCCAACACCUGUAAACAACGUUACAACUGGAUCAAGACAGAUAGCCCAACUACAGCAGAGAUCCUGGAGGUGUAUCCUCGGCUGUUAGAUCCAGGAAUUGUUGAGCAAGAUUUCCGACUGGCGAUCUCUGAAGAGACUAACCAGCUUUAUGCUAAGUGGCCUUCUUUUUCCAAACAAGUGUACAAGUACAACUCGAAGGUACUCGGGAUCAAUUGGGAAAAGCAGUUGGAUGUAGGAGAGAUCGAUUUUGGCAACUUGACAGAAGAGGAGUGUCAAGAACUGGCUUUCUCAGUUUUGCCAUUACUUUUUGUGGGGAGGAGCAAAGGCAUGAAAGGGAGAUGUACCCCUGCAGAAUCCCUGCGAUCGUUCAUCGAUAUGAAACCAGAAGGUACUGACAUCCAAAACUACAUGGCGAGCAUUCCGGCAAAGGAACGCCCACAGCCCUUCAUUCUUCUUCUUGGUGGAAGCAGGUUCAGCCCUCAACAAGUCUUCAUGGUAGUGGAGAGAAGGGCUGUUUUAUGUUCAUCAAUUCUUCAAGCAGUAGACAUAUGCAUGAAAAUUAUCUAUGUACUCGAUUUGGAUUACCAGCCACACUGCAGUGCAGUGUGGCACAUGCUACAACACAUGGUGUAUAUGUUGCCACCAGGUUCCCUGGCAGGUGUCUCAUUGAUAACUUUCCGAACUUGGCUGAGACAUUUGCCAGAGGCCUAGGUAGGAAUCUAUUUUCAGAUAGGUUAUACACACAGCAUAAAUAAAGAAAAUUCCGAAACAAAAAUAUAUGUAAUGGCAAAGAAAUUAUAAUAAUAAUGAAGUACAUGCAUA
This is a messenger RNA of Asterias rubens (European starfish), 1284 nucleotides long. RefSeq lists its product as uncharacterized. NCBI's taxonomy places the organism in Eukaryota, Metazoa, Echinodermata, Asteroidea, Forcipulatida, Asteriidae. The coding region runs from base 367 to 1173 and encodes 268 amino acids. The transcript is spliced from 5 exons. The record is from RefSeq and is a predicted model, not a curated record.